AUGGGAGGCACCACUGGCCGGACUGCCCACCUCGCCACUUCGGAGCCGCCGCCACCCCCGUCGCAGCCGCUGCCCAGGGAGACCUUCGCGCCCAGCUAUGGGAGCGCUUUCCACUUGCCGGACUCCUCCUGCUCCUCCUCCUCGCAGCAGCCACACUCGCCGGCCCUCUACUACUCCAGCUCCACGCUGCCGGCGCAGAGAGUGAGCUCGCCCUUGUCCAUGCAGCAGGUGGGCUCGCCUACCAAGCUCCAGCGGGCGGACUCCGCCUCCGAGAGCGGCGGCGGGGGCUACGGCACCACGCAGCGGGUUUCGUCUCCCAAGCAGUCGCCCAGCCGCCUCGCCAAGUCCUACAGCACCAGCUCGCCCAUCAACAUCGUCGUCUCCACGGCGGGGCUCUCGCCUUCUCCGAUCCGGGUCACCUCCCCGCCCACCAUCCAGUCCAACAUCUCCUCUCCCAUUCAUCAGCUGAGCUCCACCAUCGGCACCUACGCGACCCUCUCGCCCACCAAGAGGCUGGUCCACCCUUCCGAGCAGUACAGCAAACACUCCCAGGAACUAUAUGCCACGGCCACUUUGCAGAGACCCGGAAGCCUAGCAGCUGGAUCCCGGGUUUCAUACACAAGUCAACAUAGCCACCUGGGCUCAGAACUCAGGGCACUACAAUCUCCAGAGCAUCACAUAGAUCCUAUUUAUGAGGACAGAGUGUAUCAGAAGCCCCCUAUGAGGAGUCUCAGCCAGAGUCAGGGAGACCCUCUUCAACCAGCACAUACAGGCACAUAUCGCACUAGCACAGCCCCAUCUUCCCCUGGUGUCGACUCCGUACCCUUACAGCGCACAGGCAGUCAACUCGCCACACAGAAUGCAUCAGCGACCUUCCAGAGGGCCAGCUAUGCUGCCGGCCCUGCCUCCAAUUACGCAGACCCCUACCGACAGCUGCAGUAUUGUCCUUCUGUUGAAUCACCAUACAGCAAAUCUGGACCAGCCAUCCCACCUGAGGGAACCUUGGCUAGGUCACCUUCUAUUGAUAGCAUUCAGAAAGAUCCCAGAGAGUUUGGAUGGCGAGAUCCGGAACUUCCAGAAGUUAUUCAGAUGUUACAGCAUCAGUUCCCCUCUGUACAGUCUAAUGCUGCUGCUUAUUUACAGCAUUUAUGCUUUGGCGACAAUAAGAUAAAAGCUGAGAUAAGAAGACAAGGAGGGAUACAAUUACUGGUGGAUCUCUUGGACCAUCGAAUGACAGAAGUCCACCGUAGUGCCUGUGGGGCUCUGAGGAACUUGGUAUAUGGGAAAGCUAAUGAUGACAACAAAAUUGCUUUGAAAAACUGUGGGGGUAUUCCAGCACUAGUACGAUUACUCCGGAAGACUACAGAUUUGGAAAUCAGAGAACUGGUCACAGGAGUCCUCUGGAAUCUAUCUUCUUGUGAUGCACUGAAAAUGCCAAUUAUCCAGGAUGCUCUAGCAGUGUUGACCAAUGCAGUGAUCAUUCCUCAUUCUGGAUGGGAAAAUUCCCCCCUUCAGGAUGACCACAAAAUUCAACUUCAUUCAUCACAGGUGCUGCGCAAUGCCACUGGGUGCCUAAGGAAUGUCAGCUCUGCUGGAGAAGAAGCUCGGAGAAGAAUGAGAGAAUGUGACGGACUUACUGAUGCAUUGCUUUAUGUGAUUCAGUCUGCUCUAGGAAGCAGUGAAAUUGAUAGCAAGACCGUUGAAAACUGUGUGUGCAUUUUAAGGAACCUCUCAUAUAGACUCGCUGCAGAAACAUCUCAGGGACAGCAAAUGGGGACUGAUGAACUUGAUGGUUUACUUUGUGGUGAUGCCAAUGGGAAAGAUGCUGAAAGUUCUGGAUGCUGGGGCAAGAAAAAGAAGAAAAAGAAAUCUCAAGAUCAGUGGGAUGGAGUUGGUCCUCUCCCUGACUGUGCAGAACCACCAAAAGGAAUCCAGAUGCUAUGGCACCCAUCCAUAGUCAAACCCUACCUCACACUUCUCUCUGAGUGCUCAAAUCCAGAUACACUGGAAGGGGCAGCUGGUGCACUACAGAAUUUGGCUGCAGGUAGCUGGAAGUGGUCAGUAUAUAUCCGUGCUGCAGUACGGAAAGAAAAAGGCCUGCCUAUACUAGUAGAACUUCUUCGAAUAGACAAUGAUCGGGUGGUAUGUGCGGUUGCAACAGCUUUACGAAAUAUGGCCUUAGAUGUCCGAAAUAAAGAACUAAUAGGCAAGUAUGCCAUGCGGGACCUGGUUCACCGGCUUCCAGGAGGUAACAACAGUAACAAUUCAGCAAGCAAGACCAUGUCUGAUGAUACCGUAACUGCCAUUUGCUGCACCUUGCAUGAAGUCAUCACAAAAAAUAUGGAAAAUGCCAAGGCCUUACGAGAUGCAGGAGGAAUUGAGAAACUUGUUGGCAUUUCCAAAAGUAAAGGAGACAAGCACUCACCAAAAGUAGUGAAGGCAGCAUCUCAGGUCUUAAAUAGCAUGUGGCAAUACAGAGAUCUGAGAAGUCUAUACAAAAAGCGGGUGGCCCCAGACUUCAGAGUGGCUGAGGACAGAGGAUUUUCACCUACCCAUCAUUCUGAGUCAUGGCACGCUCAGCAUUCCCUCUCCCAGAACCAAGAAAACAGAAUCUAUUCCCAGACCCAGGAUGGAUGGUCACAGUAUCAUUUUGUAGCUUCAUCAUCAACAAUAGAGAGGGAUAGGCAAAGACCGUAUUCUUCCUCACGCACACCUUCCAUCUCUCCGGUGCGCAUGUCUCCCAACAAUCGUUCAGCAAGUGCCCCAGCCUCCCCUCGGGAAAUGAUCAGUUUAAAAGAAAGAAAAACAGAUUAUGAGUCAACUGGAACAAAUGCUACUUACCAUGGGAAUAAAGGAGAGCAUACUUCUAGAAAAGACACCAUGACAGGUCAGAACUCUGGAAUCUCUACUUUGUAUAGAAAUUCUUACGGUGCACCUGCUGAAGAUAUCAAACACAACCAGGUUUCAACACAGCCGGUCCCACAGGAGCCCACAAGAAAGGAAUACGAACCAUAUCAGCCAUUUCAAAAUUCAUCAAGAAACUAUGAUGAGUCCUUCUUUGAAGACCAAGUGCAUCAUCGCCCACCUGCCAGCGAGUACAAUAUGCACCUGGGACUCAAGUCCACUGGCAACUACGUUGAUUUCUAUUCUGCUGCUCGGCCCUAUAGUGAACUCAAUUAUGAAACAAGCCACUAUCCAGCCUCUCCAGAUUCCUGGGUUUGAGAUUUGGGCAAGAAAAAAAGAAGAGGUCCAGGAACUGUGCAUGUGCAUGCAUAUCACAAGACAUUCUUUUCCUGCAAAUUUAGUUUGUUAAAGCCUGUUCCAUAGGAAGGCCCUAAUACUCAGUCUGGAACAAUUAAGGUAUCUUUAGAUGGCUAAAAUAAUGGGAAACUAAGCGCGGGAGUGUUAUUAGGAAGAGUGGGAUGUGUAUCUAUUUCUGUAUCUAUAGAAUCCUAUCUCUUAAAUAUAGAUAUAGAAAUAUACUGGGGGGAGGGCAGCUUUGCAGUUGACCUUGUAAUGUAGAGUUUAAAACAAAUAGUACUGUACACUGAAUGUGGCUGAAGGAAGUUAGGGAAGUUACAACCAUUGAAGUGAGUCCAGAGUUAAGCACAAGAAAAUGAACAGUUUACAAACCUUAUGGGGGACAGCUUCUCACCCUUUGUUUCCUCUCUUCAUCCAUUGUGAAUUUAGGCUUCAAGUUGCAUUUGGGAUUUCCUCUGUACAGCAAGAUGUUUCUUGCCUUUUGUUAAUGCAUUGUUGUAAAGUAUUUGAUGUACAUUACAGAUUUAAAAACCAGAGAGAAAGAGAGAGCAACGUGCAUUGUGUAUAUUACAUCAAUGCCACAGUGUUUCUUCAUCUAUGGUUCUAAAUAUUGCUUCAAUUACACAACUUUGAAAUAUGUAUGAAUUUCCAGGGGUAGGGGAGGGUUUUUUCUUUUUUUUCUUUUCCUUUUUUCUUUUCCCCAGUAUGUUUUAACAGGAGAAAACAAAAACUGAUAUUUAGCAGUAUUGUUCGUUCUGAUAUGUGAAUUUGUUUGUGGCAACUAAAAAAAAAGGCAUUCAGCAGUUUCUGACAAUUAACAUUCAUCAUUCCACACUCCUUGUCAACAAAGUGCUUUUUCACUGCCUAAAAUUUUAGAUGUAGAUAUUUGAAAUAGAUUUUUUUCAUUUAUACCAGUUUUCUUUAUGAUGAUACAGUGUUGAAAGAAAAUAAAUUACAAUUGAUCUGU
This is a messenger RNA of Notechis scutatus (mainland tiger snake), 4228 nucleotides long. NCBI's taxonomy places the organism in Eukaryota, Metazoa, Chordata, Lepidosauria, Squamata, Elapidae. The record is from RefSeq and is a predicted model, not a curated record.